CUGUGGUAGUGGGCAUUUGCGUGCGCGCACCCGAAACCUUGCGGAGCAGUGAUGCUGCCGAUGGGGAAGAUGGCGAGUCUGUGGAGUAUGGUUACCCACUGCAGAAGCUGAGAAAGAGGGAGAGGAGAGAGAAAAUACUGAGAAGGAAAGGGUGUGAAAUUAAACCAGAUAAUGAAGAAAGGGAAAGCGACCUUGCAAAGUAAUACGGCCCAUUUGAACAGAAAAUAGAACUCGCUCCAUCCCAGUUCCCCCUUCCCAGACAGAUUCUUAAUUGCCUCAGUCCAUACGAUUUCCAGCUAACUAGCUAGCUAGCUGGUGAGGUUAAGGGGUGUUGGGGUGGUGGUGCCAGUGAGCCGCCACGAAGGAAGGACCCCAAUUAAAACGCUUUAAAGAGGCAAAGGCUCGUUGCUGGGGUCGCAGGGAGCCCUGAAGGGAAGAUAGGUGGUCUGGAGGUACUGCUAUCUAGCUAACUAGUAAGUUAGCUAGCUAUCAGGCAAGAUGUGCUCUUUGUUCCCCCCCCACUGUUCGUGUGCCGCCGUGCUGUCAAUCGGCAGUAUGUCCUGCUCUUCGGACAGCGAGGAUGACAGCUUCAUUGCCAUGGACACAGAGGAGGCGAGGCCAGGACCAGGACCAGGACCAGGACCAGGACCAGGACCAGGGCAGGUCACAAUGCAAGCGGCAGAGGUGGAGCUUCCCGCCAGAAAAAGUGGUGGAGAGAGACCCCGGGAGAAGACGCGUGUGAAGGAGCGAGUAUGCAGGAGGGCGAUGGGGGAGCUGCCGGAGGAAGUGCUGGAGUACAUCCUGUCCUUCCUCUCUCCCUAUCAGGAGCACAAGACUGCGGCACUGGUGUGUAAACAGUGGUACCGGCUCAUCAAAGGGGUUGCACACCAGUGUUACCAUGGUUUCCUGAGGGCUGUUCAGGAGGGAAACAUUCAGUGGGAGAGCCGGACGUACCCGUACCCUGGCACCCCCAUCACACAGCGUUUCUCCCACAGUGCAUGCUACUAUGACUCGAACCAGUCGAUGUACGUGUUUGGCGGCUGUACCCAGAGCAGCUGCAAUGCUGCCUUCAAUGACCUUUGGAGACUUGACCUCAACAGCAAGGAGUGGAUCCGCCCCCUGGCUUCUGGGUCCUACCCAUCCCCAAAAGCCGGGGCAACUCUGGUGAUGUACAGGGACCUGCUGGUCCUGUUUGGGGGCUGGACCCGGCCCAGCCCCUACCCCCUGCACCAGCCCGAGCGCUUCUUCGACGAGAUCCACACCUACUCCCCGUCGAAGAACUGGUGGAACUGCAUAGUGACCACCCACGGGCCGCCGCCCAUGGCGGGACACUCCUCCUCGGUCAUCGGGGGCACCAUGGUGGUGUUCGGCGGGUCUCUCGGCGCUCGGCAAAUGAGUAACGAGGUAUGGGUUCUGGAUCUGGAGCAGUGGUCCUGGUCCAAACCACCCAUCACAGGCCCCUCCCCCCAUCCACGUGGGGGGCAAUCUCAGAUUGUUAUUGACCACGAGACCUUGUUGAUUUUGGGAGGCUGUGGGGGUCCCAAUGCACUGUUGAAGGACGCCUGGCUGUUGCACAUGGGCUCCCCCCCAUGGUCGUGGCAGCAGCUGCGGGUCGAAAACGACGAGCAUGGCGCACCGGAGCUGUGGUGCCACCCAGCCUGCAGGGUGGGCCAGUGCGUGGUGGUCUUUUCCCAGGCUCCCUCUGGCCGCGCCCCCCUUAGCCCAAGCCUGAAUUCCCGCCCCUCCCCCAUUAGUGCUACCCCCCCACCCCUGGGCCCCGACCCCCCGUCCAUGCGCUCCCAGUCGCCCGUGCGGAGCGGGGCGGCCGGCGUGGUUUUGGGUGCUGCCGAGGAGGCCCCCUGCGUGAACGGGCGCUGGGGGACGCUGCGGCCGCGCCGUCCCCCCGAGGGGGGGGGGCGAGACGGGAGCCCCUCCUCCUCCCAGCAGCAGUCGCCGUCCCGCGGGCCCGACAGCCCGCCCUUACCGCCGCUGCCGCCUCUGCUCAACGGCUCCUCCCCCUCUCCCCGCACCAGCCCCGCCCAGGCCGCCUCGCCGCCGCCGCCCGCUCGCCCGCCCCCCGCCCACUCGCACCCCCCCGUCCCGACCGACUACGGCUGGGACUCCCCGCCCUCCUCCGCCGCGGUCUCCGCCCUGGAGCACGCCAGCACCAACGGGCUGCACACGCCACCCGGCUCCCCCCGCAGCCCGGCGGGGGCCGUGUCGCCGGGGGCGCUGCGCCGCGGCCUGGAGGCCGUCAAGGCCCUGUCUGCGUCCUCGCUGUCUUCCUCGCCUCAGCCGCACGGGCCCGCCCCCGGGGGAGGGGCCUCGUCGGGCACGCCCCCCUCCUCUUCGUCUUCCAGCCCUCCCCAUCCCGCCCAGGCGGGCGCGGGGGCGGACGGACACUCCAUCCCUCCAAUCGCGCGCCGGCUCGGCCACCACCCGCCCCAGAGCCUGAACGUGGGGAAGCCCCUGUACCAGUCCCUCAACUGCAAGCCCAUGCAGAUGUACGUGCUGGACAUCUCCAGGGCCAAGGGGAGCGGACUCGUGUCCUGGAAAGUGUUCGGGAGCGGGGGGGCCGCGGGUGGUGGCGGCGGCGGCGGCGGAGGGGCCACGGCCGUGGUGGGACCCCCCGAAACGAGCCUUCACACCGUGGUCCAGGGCAGGGGCGAACUGAUCAUUUUCGGGGGCCUGAUGGACAAGAAGCAGAACGUCAAGUACUACCCCAAAACCAACGCCUUGUAUUUCGUGCGAGCCAAGAGAUAAUGCUCCAGAGAACUGAGAGAGAGGGACGUAGAGGGAGAAGCGUAGGGCUCGUCCGCCCUGGCUUCAGAACAGGAGAGGGGCUCCGUAGACCAGUGGAUCUGACUGCAUUAAAGGGCUGUGCGGCGAGGGUGAAUCCUG
Anguilla anguilla (European eel) is the source of this 2901-nucleotide messenger RNA. It is a transcript of the gene fbxo42, whose product is annotated as F-box protein 42. Gene Ontology annotation, molecular function: protein binding. NCBI's taxonomy places the organism in Eukaryota, Metazoa, Chordata, Actinopteri, Anguilliformes, Anguillidae. The record is from RefSeq and is a predicted model, not a curated record.